Cicer arietinum (chickpea) is the source of this 1026-nucleotide messenger RNA. RefSeq names its product glutathione S-transferase U19-like. Gene Ontology annotation, molecular function: glutathione transferase activity. Gene Ontology annotation, cellular component: cytoplasm. The record is from RefSeq and is a predicted model, not a curated record. Lineage: Eukaryota; Viridiplantae; Streptophyta; Magnoliopsida; Fabales; Fabaceae. Gene Ontology annotation, biological process: glutathione metabolic process.
CACAAUUUAAAGUCAUCAAGUAGUGAAGAAAAAAGAGUAAGAAUCCCAAGAAUUAUUAUUAUUAUUAUUAUUAUUGGUAAAAUGUCAAAGGGAGACAAGGUUGUUGUUUUGGACUUUUGGGCUAGCCCAUUUUGUGCAAGAGUGAAAAUUGCUUUGGAAGAGAAAGGUGUGGAUCAUGUGGACAAUGAAGAGGAUAUAUUUGGAAAAAAAAGUGAGCUUCUUCUAAAGUCAAAUCCAAUUCACCAAAAAGUACCUGUUCUCUUGCAUAAUGACAAACCUGUCCUUGAGUCUUCUAUCAUUGUUAGCUAUAUUGAUCAUGUUUGGUCUUCCAACUCAUUGCUUCCAGAUAAUGCAUAUGAUCUUGCCAAAGCUACAUUUUGGGCUGAUUUCAUUGACAAAAAGGUGUUUGAAACUGGAAGGAGCAUUUGGGCUAGCAAUGGAGAAGAAAGAGAAGUUGGAACAAGAGACUUCAUUGAAGUUUUAAAGCAUCUAGAAGAAGCUCUUGGAGAGAAAAAGUACUUUGGUGGUGAUGCAUUUGGUUAUGUAGACAUCAUAGCCAUUCCUCAUUCUGCAUGGUUUUUAGCAUAUGAAACACUUGGUGGUUUCAAAAUUGAAGAUCAUAGUCCAAAAAUUUCAGCUUGGAUUAAAAGAUGCUUGCAAAGAGACUCUGUGAAAAAUGUUCUGCCUGACCCUGAAAAGGUUUACCAAUUUGUCCUUCAUUUUAGGAAGAUGUCAGGACUUGAAUGAGAUUAUGAAGAAUAUGGAUGAUGCUUGUUUCUAUUGUUUUUUUUCUUUCUUUCUUGAAUGUAUUAGAAGUUGUUGUUUUUGGCUUUUCAAUUCUCACUCGCCAGAGGGCUACAAAUUUGGAAUAAGGGAAAAUAAGGGAAAAUAUGUAAUAAGAAUCACCUCUGGGAUUUCUAUUGCUUUUCAAUUAUAAUGGUUAUGCUAACUAAUCAACCAUAUUUUAGUAUUUGAAUUAUGUAAUAUGAUGUUUUGUGUACUUUUAUGAUUAAUAAAGGUUUGAAA